AUGCAUUCCAACACUGCUGUCAUCGCCCUUUCUGCCCUCGCAGCUCUCGUCCCAGCUGCUCUUGCUGGUGGAAACCUUGGCACUGCCAACGUUCAGAACGCCUGCGGGAAAGAUGUCUACCUCUGGUCCAUCGCUGACUCUGCUGGAGAGAAGAUGAUCACCCUCAAGGACGGCGAAACUCACUCCGAGCAAUACCGCGCCAACAGCAAUGGGGGUGGCAUCUCCAUCAAGAUGGCCACCAACCCGGACCACAAGGAUAUUUCGCAGUUUGAGUACACAGUCUCAGAGCCUCAAGUCUUCUACGAUCUAUCCAACAUCGAUGGCUACCCAUUCGUGGAGGGUGGCGUCAGCAUCCACCCAUCCGACUCCAGCUGUCCCGCAGUCGUCUGUGAGGGAGGAGUCAAGGAGUGCAAGGAGGCCUACAACCAGCCCAAGGAUGACCACGCUACUCACGGCUGUCCUCAGGAGACUGACCUCAAUGUUGUGCUCUGUGCUGGUGGUGGCUCUGCCGGCCCCAAGAAGAUGUUCAAGCCUGUCCAGGAGAAGGCUGCCAACCGCCCUCGCCACCCACAUGCUCGCCCAGAGUAA
Molecule: messenger RNA, 588 nt
Organism: Trichophyton verrucosum HKI 0517
Lineage: Eukaryota; Fungi; Ascomycota; Eurotiomycetes; Onygenales; Arthrodermataceae
Product: antigenic thaumatin domain protein, putative
Exons: 1
Coding region: 1-588 (195 amino acids)
Source: RefSeq, a predicted model, not a curated record